Messenger RNA from Gossypium arboreum, 2151 nucleotides. RefSeq lists its product as uncharacterized. Gene Ontology annotation, biological process: rRNA processing. Lineage: Eukaryota; Viridiplantae; Streptophyta; Magnoliopsida; Malvales; Malvaceae. Bases 253 to 1920 code for a protein of 555 amino acids. Gene Ontology annotation, cellular component: nucleus; preribosome, small subunit precursor; preribosome, large subunit precursor. The transcript has a single exon. The record is from RefSeq and is a predicted model, not a curated record.
UUCACCGUUUUUGAUCAUCUUUUCAUAUUUUAAUUUUAAUUUUAAUUUUCCCCCGUUUAUCCGUGCCCGUUUGGCGUUUUUAUUUUCAGAACUACCCUUAGGGUUUCAUUUUGAAGCUCACUCUCUUUUAGCAGCAAAACUGAAAGAAACUUCCGAUUCCGACGGUCUUCUCUUCUCUCUCCUAAUAGUUUCAAACAAUUUAUUUUCCAAUCGAAAUCCAACUAUUUUCAAUUGCUUUUGAAUCGGCUCAACAUGACUGGAGAAGGCCCGAGCCUCAUAAAGCAACUAGCGGCUUGCGACAAGUCGACCCGAGACAAAGCCGUACGCUCUCUCAUCAACACUUGGCUUCCUUCACAAACCCAACUCUCUGAUGAAGAGAUGAAGAGGCUCUGGAAAGGUCUCUUCUUCUGCGUUUGGCACGCUGACAAGCUACCCGUUCAGUCCGACCUCAUCGAAAAGCUUUCUUCCGUUGUCCUAAAGCUCGAGCCGCCUCUAUCUCUCCAAUAUUUCUCCGUUUUUUUUCUUACGAUGCGUCGCGAGUGGACUGGAAUUGACAAACUAAGGUUAGAUAAGUUUUACCUCUUAAUUCGUAGGUUCUUGCAUUUCUUUUUCGCUAUGUUGAAGAGAUGGUCGUGGGAUUUGGACUUUACGCGUCGUUCGAUUAGGGUUUUAGUUGAUGGAACCUUUUUAGCUGAUGAUAAGUUUCAAGGGAAUGGCGUUAAUUAUCACAUUGCUUCGGUUUUCCUCGAGGAACUCAGGCCUUUUCUUCCGGUUAAAAAGGAGGUUCUUGAGAUUUUAUUGGAGACAUUUGUUGGAAUAAUGGGUAAAGUGAGUGAUAAAAUUUUGGUUGGGAAGAUUAGAAUUAAUGUGUUUGAUGAGUUUGUUAAAAUGGGAAGGAGAUUGUUGGAACUUAAGACCUCCAUUGAGGAGGUUGAUCAAGGUGAUGAUGUAGUUGUGUUGGGAAUUAUCGGUUUGGUGAUGGGAUUCUCUAAAAAGUUUUAUGAAUUGGGUUCUUCAGUGGAUUGCUGUCAGGGUAAUAGAAAGAUUCUGUUAAGAGUACAUGAAGAAUUCUUGAAGCUAGAGAAGGAUUUAACAUCAUUGGGUAUUGAUAUUUCGAUCCCCGAGUGUAAUAAAGGGGAUGAAGAAGAUGAGGUUCCUGAAUUGGUACCUAUUGCUAGUGAGAUGGAAUUGAAUAUCUCUAAUGGUGCUUCAGAGCUGGUUGAAGCUAAUGGCAAUGGUUCUGUCAGAAAGGCUUCAAAGAAGAGCAAGAAGGCGAAAAAAUCAACUGGGGACAGUGGUAAAAAGACCAAGAAAAACAACAAUGCUAAAUAUACAGCUGCAGAUAAGGAGAACAAUGUUAUGGUACCAGCAGAAAGUGCCACUUCUAAUAUUGAGAAGAAUGGUGAAGGUGAUUCAAUAACAUUUACUGAAUCAGUGAUUUCGAACCUUCAGCUCCAGUUUGAGAAGGUUGCUGAAGAAGUAGGCUUGAAUAGUGAUGUUGCAAGUGCCUGUGAUUUGCCUAAAGUCAAUGGUACUGUCUCCAAGAAGAGAAAGAGAGGAAAGCAUAUGGAUGGCAAAAAAUCUCAGAAUGGGGAGGAAACCAAUCAAGGGGAGGAUGAAAUUGAUGCAACUGCAAAAUCUUGCGAGAACAGCACAAAGAGGGUAAGAUUUUCAAUGAAAAACAACAUAGUUUGGAAACCCCACAGCCCUUUACCUCCACUAAGCUUGAGAAUACCGCCCUCUGUCAUUCCUAGAGGAAGUGCUCUUAAGAAAGGUUUACCUCCAGGUCCUAUAAGGGAAAUGCCUCUUAUGACAAAGAAGGUAAAGAAAGCUAAAUCUGUGAAAAAGGUUCGGAAAGUAGUAAAGGGCAUGCAUCCUCUAGUCAAACGCACCAAGAAGUUGAAUUCAAAGUCCCCCUAGCAGACUAUGCUUUAUCAUGGAAAAAAAAAGUUUUGCAUGAAUAGUCAUUAAAAUUCUUCUAAAUUUGGUUGUUUUUUGUCUUGUUUUUGCACUGUUUAGACUUUCCAUCACACAUGUUCUUUGACUUUAUAGACUUUUGGUCUUUGAAUACUCAACUGUGAUGAGAAGUUAAUUUAUACAUGUCUGGAAGAUGGACCUUGGAAUGAAUCAUAUUCUUUGCUUUCUGGUGGA